Messenger RNA from Striga asiatica, 1250 nucleotides. Lineage: Eukaryota; Viridiplantae; Streptophyta; Magnoliopsida; Lamiales; Orobanchaceae. The record is from the annotation of a GenBank genome assembly.
CAACCACACAAAACACAAAGGAAAAAUCGACCAAGUCAGGAAAAAGAAAUAAACAAAAAGGAAAACCGAAAUACAAAAAUUGCAAACGCCACAAAGCAAGCGCUAAAAUAGGGAAAAGCUGAGGCCGAUAUCUUACCGCGAAACAUUUCCCACAACGCUCACUGGAAGCUUCUCUUUCAGACCAAUGGCCGCAAUCUCAGCCGUCGGAUCUCUUCCUAAGCAUUUUCCGGCCAAAUUCCCCACUGCAGGCCCACCGUCUUCGCCAUUAUUUCUAAACCUGCACAUUUCUUGUCGAAGUUCCUUCGAAUCAUCAAGGUCGUUUGAGCCAAAGAGAUGCUCGGAGCGUAGGCCGCUUAUUGAUCGGAGAGAGGUUGUGAUGUCUUCGAUUGGAUUAUUGGCAGCGGAAAUUUUCGAUGCUCAAAGGGAUGAAGUUUCCACUGCGUCUGAAUACGCCGACAGCUCACUGUUUGAGCAUAUAGUGCCUGCAAUUCGGGGAAAGGAUUAUGGGAAGUCAAAGAUGAAGUACCCUGAUUACACUGAAACAAUUUCCGGUCUUCAGUAUAAGGAUUUGCGGAUGGGUGAUGGCCCCACUCCGAAGAUAGGUGAAACUGUAGUGGUUGACUGGGAUGGCUACACUAUCGGAUAUUACGGCAGGAUAUUUGAAGCUCGUAACAAAACAAAGGGUGGCUCCUUCGAGGGAGAUGAUAAGGAUUUCUACAAAUUCAGAUUAGGUUCGCAAGAGGUACAAUAUCACUCAACACAAAUUUAUCAUUGCAUGGAAGUCAGAUUUUAUAGAAGAUUUUCCAUGAUGAUGAUAAUUGUCCCCCCAGAACUCGGAUAUCCUGAGAAUGAUUUCAACAGGAAAGGUCCAAGGCCAACAACAUUUUCGGGUCAAAGAGCACUGGAUUUUGUAUUGAGGAAUCAAGGGUUGAUUGAUAAAACUCUCUUGUUUGAUAUUGAGCUCCUUAAGAUUGUCCCAAAUGGAAGGAGCUAAAUUAGUUACUCAAAUGCGAUAUAUUUUUCUUUAGUCUUUUUCCCCCUUGUUGGUAAUUGGCGACAAAGGCCCUGGCAAUACCUGUGUAUAAUUUGUAAUACCACACAUUGUGUAACGUAAUCGUAAAUCUUGAACUCAAAUUGUUGCAAUGCUGCCUUUACAUUUGUCUAGUGUAUACAUUUAUGGGUGGUCUCUACAUGUUACGUUUUUUCAGCACAAGUAUUUUUGAAAUAGCUUACUCUAAAGUAAUUGCCGG